AUGGAAGCAGCAGCAGCAGCAGCAGACGUCGAGCACAGCUUCUGUGGGGAGCAGCUCCCGGCCGGGAAGCUGGACCGGGGCUGCCACCAAUACCACGAGUCCUCUCCGGCGGGGAGCUUCGACUGCAACAUCUGCCUGGAGGACGCGGCGGAGCCGGUGGUGACCCUCUGCGGCCACCUCUACUGCUGGCCCUGCAUCUACAAAUGGCUCCAUCUCGAGGGCAAAGACCCCCAGCAGUGCCCCGUCUGCAAGACCGCCGUCUCCCAGACCGCCCUCGUCCCUCUCUACGGCCGCGGGUAUACCACCGGCAAGCCCGCCGACGUCCCCCGCCGGCCGCCGCCGGCGCUCGCCGCCACCGACCACCUCCUCUCGGCGCCGCGGCCGCGGGCGAGCCACCAGUGGCACCACCACCGGCACUUGGACCGCCGGGGGGACGGUCACUACCUGAGCUUGCUCGGCGGCACGGCGGUGGCGGUUCUCCCGUGGGUGCUCGGCGAGCAGUGGAUGGGCCUCUACUACACCAACCCCUACGAGCACCUCGUCACCACCGCCCACGAGACCCGCCGCCUGAGGCGCCAGGAGCUCUCCCUCCACCGCAUCUCCGUCUUCCUCUUCUGUUGCUUGAUCCUCUGCCUCCUCCUCUUCUAA
Molecule: messenger RNA, 648 nt
Organism: Spirodela intermedia
Lineage: Eukaryota; Viridiplantae; Streptophyta; Magnoliopsida; Alismatales; Araceae
Source: the annotation of a GenBank genome assembly